Gastrolobium bilobum is the source of this 1319-nucleotide messenger RNA. Its product is annotated as proline-rich receptor-like protein kinase PERK2. NCBI's taxonomy places the organism in Eukaryota, Viridiplantae, Streptophyta, Magnoliopsida, Fabales, Fabaceae. The transcript is spliced from 2 exons. The coding region runs from base 86 to 1255 and encodes 389 amino acids. The record is from RefSeq and is a predicted model, not a curated record.
UGUAGACUCUCAUUAUUUAUUUGGAAGAACAAACACUAGCUCACAUUCCCUCAUACACACAGUUUCUGAAAGAACAAACCUUACAAUGCCUUGGUUCCUUGUAAUUCUGUUUCUCAGUCUCACAUUUUGUAAUCUUUCAGAGGCUAGCCAUGACAAGAAGCUUCCUUCUGCUGUUGUGGUUGGCACUGUCUACUGUGACACAUGCUUUCAACAUGAUUUCUCCAUGGGGAGCCAUUUCAUUUCAGGUGCAUCAGUAGCUGUAGAAUGCAAAGAUGGGAAUUCAAAGCCAAGAUUCAAGAAAGAAGUGAAGACAGAUGAACAUGGGGAGUUUAAAGUGAAGUUGCCUUUCUCAGUGAGGAAACAUGUGAAGAGAAUGAAGGGAUGUACUUUUAAAUUGAUAAGUAGCAGUGAGCCUAACUGUGCUGUGGCUUCAGCAGCUACUUCUUCUUUACUAAGCCUCAAGUCAAGAAAGAAUGGAGAACAUAUAUUCUCAGCUGGAUUUUUCUCAUUCAAGCCUAUAAAAAAGCCAAACUUAUGUGACCAAAAACAAAGUAUUCCAAACUCCAAGGGACAUGGUUAUGUGAAAAAUGAACUUCCACCAAAUAUACCAUCAUUAUUUCCACCUCCAAUUGGUGGUCUUCCUUCCCUUCCUCCUCUUCCUAGAGUACCUAUGCUUCCACCUUUGCCACAAGUCUCUCCUAUGCCACCCUUUCUAGGAACACCACUCUUACCACCACCAGUCCAAGGAAAGACUAAAGGGUCCAAUCCAACUAAAACUUCAGACAUAUCUGAAGAUUUCUUUUUUCCUCCAAACCCAUUUCUACCACCACCUAUUAUCCCUAAUCCAUUUCAGCCACCUCCCCUCAUACCAAACCCCUUUCAGCCACCUCCUCUAAUUCCUAACCCUUUCCAGCCACCAAGUCCACCACCACUUAUCCCUAAUCCAUUCCAGCCACCAAGUCCACCACCACUCAUCCCUAAUCCAUUCCAGCCACCAAGUCCACCACCACUCAUCCCUAAUCCAUUCAAGCCUCCCCCAUCAAAUCCACCACCACUCAUCCCUAAUCCAUUCCAGCCUCCCCCAUCAAGUCCACCACCCUUGUUUCCUUUCCCACCAAUAACAAUACCAGGUUUAACUCCACCACCACCACCACCUCCACCACCACCAUUUUUCCCCUUUCCUUUCCCUCCACUCUUCCCUCCACCUCGCAGCCCUGGCACACCCCCUACUUCUUCAAAGAAGACUUUUCCUUGAUUAAAUAGAAUAUAUCAAUGUACAAUUCUCCUACAGUUCCUUCUACAUGAUGAACUUAUUUGCU